Macrobrachium nipponense is the source of this 2234-nucleotide messenger RNA. Its product is annotated as proton channel OtopLc-like. Gene Ontology annotation, molecular function: proton channel activity. The record is from RefSeq and is a predicted model, not a curated record. Gene Ontology annotation, biological process: proton transmembrane transport. Lineage: Eukaryota; Metazoa; Arthropoda; Malacostraca; Decapoda; Palaemonidae. The transcript has 4 exons. Bases 151 to 2049 code for a protein of 632 amino acids. Gene Ontology annotation, cellular component: membrane.
UGUCAGUAAUUUCUACUGCUUCGUCGAACGACAUGGAGCACAGAGCAGUCUCUCAGAACAGCUCUAAGCAGUCGUCUCCACGUUUUGAAAACUGCAAUCCCCUUGGAUUCAGUCAUUUCAUACAGUUCCUUCAACCCUGCUGCCUUGCAGAUGGGCAGCAUAGUGGGAGGAGAUUCUCAGUCUGUGUUCUCGUUCCCAGAUACACCAUCCACUGCGGCUGCCUCGGCGUUCUUCCAGCCUUCAGUAGAGACUCAAGGUUUCACCCAUGGGGCCUUCAUAAACGACACAACUAACCUUCCGGGCAUAAAAAGCGACCUGAACAUGACGAGUACUGCAUCCGAAGCAGUUUUCUGUGAAACUCCCAUGCCGACACCACCAGAAGAAAGGAGAAAGUGGCUGAUCUCUACACUGAGCACAAACCUGAGCAUCAUUUACAUUCUGUUACUGGUCAUUGUUGGCAUAGUUUGCUACCUCAUAGACAUGUUCUCUGGUAAGCAUUCCAGCAUAUCAGAAAUCUUCAACAUUUACCUCAUGACAGGUCAAAUCACCUUCCUGGCAUACAUCCACAUCAGCGUGAGAAGAUACGUCAAGAAAAUUUCCCGUUUGCUGAAGGCAAGCAACGAAGGAGACAGAAAUGAAAAAGGAAAGGAUCAGAAGAAUGACAAUGACUCCUGUCAGGACAUUCACCAAGAUUAUGGAUUCACUGACAAUAGCCAUGGAGGAUCCCUCUACUUAAAGAUUGGAGCAACAGUAUUUUGCAUGGGUCAUUUGAUCUUCAGCGGGCUGGAAUUGGCUUCGAAGCUUGCAUUCUACCUGAACCAUGAUGAGGACUAUCAACUCUGUACAUCCCUGACUGACAUUGUCAUGUCGGUUAUGCUGCUCAUCUACACCUUUUACCAGCUAUUCUUCGCUUUCAAGUUUUCUAAUCUGAUCAUUAACAAGAGAAUGAUCCUGUCAAAGUUUGGGAUCAUGCACUGCACCGGAUCAGGCAUUUGUUACUGGAUCUACAUGAUUGUCCAAGAAACUCUGGCUUCCCUCUGGAAGAAAACACAGGCUUCAGAGUCUAGUUCUGCCACGACUGUCUUAUAUAGUGAUGUAAACCCAUUAUACACAGUCUCUGUUAAACAGACAAACGAGACGUAUAUCGCUGGAUCGCUGUACACAGGCUGCAAGCAGACAACACAGAUCUCAACCAUAAUCACAGACUCCGCACCAUAUCUCUACCCAUUCAGUAUAGAAUUCAAUCUACUCAUGGUAGGCUUCUGGAUCCUCCUGUGGGAGAACCACGGCAAGAUAGAGAAACACCACCGCCUGCCGUCGAUCGAGGUAGUCUACGAGGAGGAUAACAGCCGGGACCUUGCUUCGAACCUGGUCAUCUACGUGGACUGCCACGCCUCGAGUCGUGGUCUGUUUACUGGCCUGCUGAUAAGCAUCGUUGCUGUUAUAUCGAUCAUACUGUACAUCGUGUUCUCAUCCGAAAACAACGUGUCAGAGGCCCUCCUCAUCAACAGCACCUCAAACAUCUUCGUCAGUGCCGUCAUGAUCGUUGCAACUUGCAUCGCCUUCCAUUACAUCAGAUUUCUGGACAUCAUCCAUCACAAGAUCAGCGCAGCUGACGACAUUCUUCUGUAUAUAUGCCUGCCUUCUGUCUUCCUCUACGCCUUCUUCAUUCUGGUGCCUUAUGGCAUGAAUGGGGACUACCUGUCUGUGGCCGUCAAUGCCCUGAGGAUCGUCCAGUCCAUCCUCCAAACAGCGUUGAUCGUGGACGGUCUCAGAAGGUGCUCCAAUUCGAUCGAGCUCAAGAAGAAGAAACCUGGGAGGGAGGUCAUUAUAUUUCUGGUCGUCAUGAAUGUUGCCACUUGGCUCCUUAUGUCGUUCCAGAUCAUCAGCGUGAGUGGAAACUCUCUUCUCUACGAGUUCUAUGGCAAGGAAGUGUGGACGGCUGUUUCCCAUCUAACCUUACCUCUGUCUCUCUUUUAUCGAUUCCACUCCUCCGUGUGUCUCGCAGACAUCUGGAAGGACGCUUAUGAACCAGAAAUUCCACACUGAAGGCACAACACAACAAAUGCUUCUCCUUCUUCUUCCUGCUUCUAGAUAGAAUAUUUAUGGCGUCUCUUUGUGAGGACUCUUAAACGCCCGAGUGGAUUGUAUAUUCAUUUUUUUUUUAAUCUUAAGGUGACAAUUUAUGCAUAUAAUCAAAUCUCCUUGAUGUAUACAUAAAGAAGUUAUUUGAU